Sebastes umbrosus (honeycomb rockfish) is the source of this 6370-nucleotide messenger RNA. RefSeq names its product voltage-dependent L-type calcium channel subunit beta-4-like. NCBI's taxonomy places the organism in Eukaryota, Metazoa, Chordata, Actinopteri, Perciformes, Sebastidae. The transcript has 15 exons. Gene Ontology annotation, cellular component: voltage-gated calcium channel complex. Gene Ontology annotation, biological process: chemical synaptic transmission; regulation of voltage-gated calcium channel activity; neuromuscular junction development. Bases 186 to 1871 code for a protein of 561 amino acids. The record is from RefSeq and is a predicted model, not a curated record. Gene Ontology annotation, molecular function: protein binding; high voltage-gated calcium channel activity.
AGGAUAGAGCAGAGUGAGCAGCAGGAAGAAGAAGAGGAAACACACCUGUCUCUGGUCUCAGGUGUGCUCAGCUGUGUGGUGUGAAGCUGGAGCACACAGCCCGGAACCCGACACCCCUCCGCUGGACCGGACCGGAGCAGCAGCAGCAGCAGCAGCCAGCCCUCUGGACCGAUGUCCUGGCAGAAAUGUCCCGACAUAUAUACAUACGGAACAAGAUAGGCGAGGGCAUCCAGGCGCCCAUCUUCCAGGUGAAUCGAGGGACUUAUUCCAGGAGGAGCCGACUCAAGAGGUCCGAUGGCAGCACCACCUCCACCAGCUUCAUCCUCAGACAGAGGCGCUCGUUGGAAUAUCAAACCUCCAUGUAUGACAAUUUGUACCUGCAUGGAUUUGAAGACUCGGAGGCGGGCUCAGCUGAUUCAUAUACUAGCAGACCAUCAGACUCAGAUGUCUCUCUGGAGGAGGAGCGGGAGGUGCAGGCCCAGGUCCAGAGCCAGAGCCCAAGCCAGAGCCAAGGACCGGGACAGAGCCGCCAGGAGAAGGAGCAGCAGGCCUCCACUCAACUGGAGAGAGCCAAGACUAAACCUGUGGCCUUUGCUGUAAGGACCAACGUCAGCUAUUGUGGCGCACUGGAUGAGGAUGUUCCAGUACCAGCCACAGCCAUCUCCUUUGACGCCAAGGAUUUCCUCCACAUAAAAGAGAAGUUCAACAACGACUGGUGGAUCGGUCGGUUAGUGAAAGAGGGCUGUGAGAUCGGCUUCAUCCCCAGCCCUCUGAAGCUCGAGAACAUCCGGCUCCUGCAGGAGCAAAAGAAAGGACGAGUCCAAGGUAAGUCUGGGGGGAACUCUUCUUCCAGUGUAGAGGAUGAGGUCUCUGCCUCUAUCCGACCCCUCAUAUCCUCGGCAGGAAAGCAGAAACAGAAAGUGACGGAGCACAUCCCCCCGUAUGACGUGGUUCCCUCCAUGAGGCCCGUAGUGCUGGUGGGACCCUCGCUGAAGGGUUAUGAGGUUACAGACAUGAUGCAGAAAGCACUGUUUGACUUCCUCAAGCACAGAUUUGAUGGCAGGAUAUCUAUCACACGAGUCACCGCAGAUAUAUCAUUAGCCAAGAGGUCUGUUCUCAACAACCCCAGUAAGAGGGCCAUCAUUGAAAGAUCCAACACUCGCUCCAGCUUAGCUGAGGUGCAAAGUGAGAUUGAGAGGAUCUUUGAGUUGGCCCGCUCCCUGCAGCUGGUGGUGCUGGACGCUGACACCAUCAACCACCCGGCCCAGCUCCUCAAGACCUCCCUGGCCCCCAUAAUUGUUCACGUUAAAGUCUCCUCGCCAAAGGUCCUGCAGAGGCUAGUCAAGUCCAGAGGGAAGUCCCAGAGCAAACACCUGAAUGUCCAGCUCGUGGCAGCUGACAAACUGGCCCAGUGUCCUCCAGAAAUGUUCGACAUCAUCCUGGACGAGAACCAGCUGGAGGACGCCUGCGAGCAUCUCGCCGAAUACCUCGAGGCCUACUGGAAGGCGACCCAUACCUCGAUGGCGACGCCCCUGAACCCCCUGCUGGGACGCAACCUGGGCCCCACCACCCUCACCCCCUACCCCACCAGCAUCUCUGGACUGCAGCAGAGCCAAAGAAUGCGACAGAGCAACCACACGGGCGACCACUCCACCCCGAACGAACGACGCAACCUGAUGACAUCGGACGAGAAUUACCACAACGAGCGGGCGCACAAGGGACGCAACCGCAUGUCUUCUGGCUCACAGCAUAGCCGAGAGCAGCAGGACCCCUACCAGGACUACCAGGACCCCUAUCAGGAUGCAUACAAGCCACACCGCAAUCGCAGUUCACCGGGCAGCUACAGCCAUGACUCCCGGCACCGGCUCUGAGCCUACUUCUAUCAUCACCAGGGCCCAAAAAUGGCCCAGAUUCCAAAAUAAACGCUGCAAACAGAGCCAAGACGGUCCCAAAUUGUACCUUUUUAUGUUUCGGUUUUAAUUUGUUUUGUCUACCUGGCUGUUUUUUCUCUUUAAAAGUCCAACAAAAAUCACGUUCAGGUGUUUUGUUUUUAAAUCAAGCUGCCAGGGCAACCCCCGUCAAUCAACAGCGCGAGUAGUCAAAGAGGUUCAACUAAUGCUGUAAAAUGAAUUCCUUUAAUUUAUGUUUCCCGGGACCUUUUGGGAUUGUACUAACACAAAGCUCAGCAGACGUGCAGCGCAGAUUGCGCUCGCUGCCUGUGUCAGCAAGCUAAUUACGGAUAGUGGUCGGAUGGUGAUGGUGAUGGUGUAUGGGCUUCUAAGCGCCUGGGACGUCGCACCAGGCCGGAAGGGAAGUCCGCUGCACACACAGACUGCUGAAGGCUGCUGACCCAAACCCUGGGCCGUGUAUAAAUCCUCUCACCAUUUAGCUUAUUGCAUGCUGAUAGAUGAUCAACCUCCGCAUCCACUUCAUUGAUAUUUUGUACCUAGCAUUUUCUGGAUUCUCUUCUAAUGAGGUGUAGAUACGGAGGUCCAAUUUUCUAAAUCACCUGAUUGUGUGGGAAGGCGUUAUAGUUAGGUGGUGGGGUUUCGUGUUGGGGGGCGUGCAGACGAUAUCUGGCUGCUAGUUUUUGAAAAACUGGUGCUUCACAUUCCCAAACUAUUUUGCUAUUUGAAAGUCACUUUGAGCAAAGGCCAGCUUUUCUGUAGCAUAAGCUUUAGGAUUUCAUUUGGGUGAAGACCCUCACCGUCAUAAGCGGAGCAGACUCUGAUGGUGCUGGGAUCAGAUCUCGGUUACACUGUAGGAGAAGGCAAUACUGCUUCUGUUUGUUAACAGCCAGCACUUAGAGAGAAGGCAAUAGCUGUGGCAGUCUGUCAGAUAGUAUAGUGAAACACAAUAGCAAAAUACUACUUGAGAUGCCGUUUGAUGUUGUUGAGAUGUGGACCAGCAUAGAAACCUUUUGAGCCGUUUGGGAUGUUCUCUCCGGUAUUUUUGGCGCCUGCCAGCGUGAAGAAUAGGACCGUUUUUUUUAGUAUGAUAAACCUAAAAAGAGCAUCUGCUGCUGCAACUACAGGUUGUUUUGCAUUUAUUAGCAUUGAAAUCAAAGCGGAAAAAACAAAGGUACAGAUGGUGGUUAAGUCAUGCGGUUGGGUCACGGCCGUUGAAGUUCCUUCCUGUGGUUUUAGGGGAUUAAAGCGUUAAGAAUGCGACACGGCAGGAUCGGUUGCAUCAUGUUCAUUCUCUGUGUAGCUGGCAUGUUGUCCUGACUGCAGAGCAUGUUCCCCUCCAAACGUAAAAAUAGAUCCCUUACUGUAAGCAAGUUGAUGUUUGUAGAAGUAUAGGGCACAUCUCUACACAAAAAAAAAAAAGAAAAAGAUUACAGAUAAAUGAAAUGUCUGGAUCCCUGCGGUUUGUAACUCAAUACACUGCUAAAGAAAAAAAAUAAGUAUUGGUUUAUGUCAUUCUGAAAAAGAGUUUCAGUGGAUUGCAUGACUCAAAAGUGGAGUCGCCAUAAUGAUAACAGUGUCUAUUAAUUCAGAAUUAUGUUAAAGGUAGAAAGUGAACAGCCCUCACAAAAAGGUUAAUUAACAUGGACAAGAGUUUAGCUCACCCACAUGGUACUUUGUACGGAAGCAGAGAGGUGCUGUGGUCGCUAAUAAUGUUUUUAAGGCUUGUUAUCAUUAUCAUAAUAUAUUGUACAUAUCUUAUUCCUUUUAAGAUAUUAAAUUAUUUUGUGUUCACGACUUAAUUAUCUCAUCUCCAGAUAACAAACUGAUUCUAGUUAGCCAAUUUUAAGCCUGAAAACGGGCUUUAAAUUAAUAAUACAUUCGGCUAAAUGGAACAUUAAAUUGAAAAGUGCUUUUUUUUUUUUGUCUUAUUAUCACAGGACAAAAGGUCUUCCGUACUUCUUAGUCUAUCCACAAAGUCAUUCCUCCUCCUCACCUUUUUGAGAGCAUCAGGAGAGAGUAAGCAACAUUUGUUAUCUUGAAAUAAUGAGAUAGUUGAGUUGUUAUCUUAGCGGGACAACAUUUUAAAAUAAUUACGAAAGCCACAAGAACAUAAGUCAUCUGAACAGUUUGUCAUGUAGAGAUAAAACACUUUUUGGAUGCUCCGUACAUUUUUAAAAGGGAGAUCUUUCUGGAAAAACUGAGUCGUGUGUGUCAUCUGAGUCAUGUGUUCUCCUGGCGGUGUGUCUUUGUGUCUUUGUUUGAUGAGACGAAGGACAACCUGCUGUAAAUUGAUGAAGCUUAUCCUCAGUCCAGAAAGCUUAGCUUACUUUCUAAUGCCACAAAAUGUUACAAUCCACAAAAAAAAAAAAAAAUAUUUUCUUUAAUUAUAUGGAGGACCAAAUCUGACAUAAACGAAUGAUAAAAAUCAAAUUAAUUUUGACUUUAUUUGACGAUUAAUUAAUUCCUUCAUAUUCUGGCUUCAACCAAGAUACAAAAACACACCGCCAGGGAAAUAUACUUCUUAAGGAAACAAACGAUUAUCAUCCUGAUUUGCUCUCUGAUAUCAGAACUGUAUAGUAUAACCGACCAUAUUUGUCAGAAGAGUUUUCUUUGGCAUAUUUAGACAAUUGUUAAAGCUUCUUUUUAAUACUGAGACCCCUUUUCUUUCUGACAAACAUGAUGUACAGUAGCGACCGCUGCAGCACCAGAUCAUUUUGGUGCCUCACAAACCUCGAACUAAAUGCUCAUAGGAUCUGUCCCCUUACAUAUAACGAGCUAUAAUGAUUUGUUUUUGUCUUGAGAUCUAUACAGAGUGCGAUCUAAAAUUAAGAUUUGAAUAACUAAGACUGCUAGCAGGGCUUUUAGUCUUCAUAAUAUGUUCUUCAAACUGGUCAGGAGGAACUUCUUUGUUUAGCAAAUUCUGUAUUUGAAUCAGAAAGUAGACGUAAAUUCUGUCCUGUAUAAGAGAUAUUUGACUGUCCCCAAAAAUUGUAUGACACAGUUUCAACAGACCUAAUUCACGAGGCCUAUUUAGAGCAACUUUCAGAGGAGAACAUGGCCAAAUCCUCCUCCUUUUUUUUUACCCUGACAACAACCUAAAGCCUGACCUGACAUUAAAUACUGAGCAUAUUCUUUCCCGUGGUGCAAAGCAGCUCUUAAUUUAUUGAUUUAAAAUGCAAAAUCUUCUCUGAAAAGAUCACUUUGUAUAGAUCUGGAUGAAAAGGGGGGAAAACUUGUAUAGCACAAAAGAAUAAGCAAAAAAAACGACGGUGUUUUUGAGCAACUGUUCCCACAAUGUGAAUCUGGUAUAAGGGCACAGAAUAUUCUAUAUAUAUAUAAACAGUAUAUACAUAAGAAUCAGUUGACCCUGUUAAUCUCUUUGUUAUACACUUGUUUGUUAAUGGACUGAAACACCAAGACUGCAAAUGAAAAGUUUUAAAGCGACUGUUUACAAGCACGCUUAUGUCUCAUUCUGCCCCAUAGCAUAAAGGCCAUUGGUUGAUUGAACAGGGAGCCAUUUUUCCAUUCAAAAUCAAACCAACCAACCAAUGUUGAGCUGGGCUGCUUGAGACAAUCAGAAGGGAUUUCCAGACCAGCGUCCCACCAACCCUCUCUUUGUGAAUGCCCCAAACUGAUAAGAGAUGUUUGCCCCUUUGAGUCGUGGAAUUAGAUCGGAAUAAAAAAUAACGCCACGCUCACUCACAGACCUAAAACAACUGUCUGUCCUGGCUUUCUUUUCCUUUUCUGUCACAUUUUAUGGCCAAAAUUGUCUCAAAUUUAAACUCAUUACUAAAUUUUGUCUCAAAAUUUAAACUCAUUACUAAAUUUUUUCACGGAUUAAAUCUCAAGGUGACCACAAAAUACCGAAUUUAUAGGGAGGAUUUUAUUUGGUAAAGUGUAAAACAAAAGAGGACAAAAAAAAAAUAAGCAAAAGAACAAAUAUUUAUUCCAGUAGAAAAGUAAUAGAUGAAUAUUUGCUGGCGAUUAUUUUUAUAACAAAUAAAUGUACAUAAUGUCUUUGAGAGAUGCUAUUUGCUGUAUACAUGUGCUGAAAUGAGACGACGACCCAUGUGGGACACUUGGAACAACAGCAAGGUCCAGUAUACAAAGUUUCAGUAAUGUGCAAUACAAAACGGCAUGCUGUUUUAAAAUGAGGAACUUCAUGUACUGUACUAUGCAACCGCAAACUGUGUACAUCGCUUCAUGCUGUGGCUUCUCCAACCACCCUUUUCCAAGCAGCUUCAUCUGGACUUUUAAGGGAUUUUUGUGUUUUAAUCUUUUUUUUUUCUGUGGAAGAUGAAAACCUAAGCGGCUAAUGCGGUAUUGCAUGCAUAAUAUACCAUUCUAAUUUAUAAAAAGGAAUUAAAGAAAAAUACAUGAAAAUUGGAGGUGAUUGUGUUUAAGGCAAAGCUACAAGUGACUUAAAACAUUUCUUUUUCAAAAUAAAAGAGUCGUUCUAA